AUAGGGGAUGGAGAUCUGGAUCUCGGUCUAACUGUGGGUGGGGAAUGGUUGUUCCCAAUCAGGCUCUUCACCAAAUUCACCGAGUUUCGACGAGUCUCUGACUGGACAGAUCCCCAAACACGCCCCUGAACGCGUUGGAACGAGGAGGGGAAGAAGGAGUUGGCUGCUUCUGGACAGAAGGAGGAGGCUUGCGGAAUCUUAACUCAGUGGAAGGUAGCAGACGCACAAGAAAUUGGGUAAUCUCAAUCCUGUGGGAAGAAGAGGAGGGAAGAAGAAUAAGAAGAAACUGGGGAGUUCUUAAGUAAGAAAAGUACGGGUCUUGAUUCAAAGAGGAGGAGAACAAGAAGAAGGAUUGAGGAAUCCUAAUGGAGGCUAGUGGAUUAGAGAGAUGGAAAGCGGCGAUAGUGAAUUUAACAGAAAUGGAGACGACCCUCGGUUCUCUUCAGAAGAUGCUGGUCAAGAAGGCGGUUUUCGUCGACGACGAAUCUUUCUCUCAGGCGACGCUCGUCUCCGAUCAGGCUCGGACAAUCAAGGCCCUUGAGCAGAGAGUAGAAACAUUGGAGCGGGAACUGGAUGCUGCAAUAACAGCAGCCGCACGUGCUCGUGCAGAGAAGCGGCAGGCUGAAGCAGGCCAGCGAGCGGCUGAGUUACAUGCACAGGAACUAUCGAAAGAGCUCGAGAAUACAACAAAGGUGUUUGAACUUCACAUGGAAGAGCUGAGGGCCAAGCAAGAGGUGAUUGCAAGGAAAGAUGAAGAGAUCAAAGUUUUGGAAGCUAUAAUUCAAACAUUAAGUGGAAAAGUAUCUGUAUCUGAUGCCUGAUUAAAGGCCCUGGAAAAGCCAUUGUGAAGCUACAGUAUCAUAGUCCUGAUUCUACUUCCCUAGAAAAGGUUCUAGUUUUGCAUAACUGGCCUUCUUGCACUUUGAAUAUGGGAAGAGUGUUAUUUUUGGUGAUUCGAUGCUAUCAAUCUCGUGCCUAUUAGCGUGUACCAGCCGAUACACAUUAAAUUGGAUACUCUACAGUGCCCGACACGUGGGUCUCAAAGUGUUGGCCAUUGCAGGGCCGAGUCAAGCCAUAUCAGCCUCGUGUUGAUGAUAUUUGAAUAAAACGAUAUUUGUGCUUGUGUUUA
Messenger RNA from Nymphaea colorata (pocket water lily), 1129 nucleotides. RefSeq lists its product as uncharacterized. The record is from RefSeq and is a predicted model, not a curated record. Bases 366 to 821 code for a protein of 151 amino acids. The transcript is spliced from 3 exons. NCBI's taxonomy places the organism in Eukaryota, Viridiplantae, Streptophyta, Magnoliopsida, Nymphaeales, Nymphaeaceae.